AAGGCCAGUUUGGGCAAUUCAUGGAGAGACUCUGGCUCAACAUGAAAAAACAGUUGGGUGUGGCAGCACACACCUGUAAUCCCAGCACUCGGGGAGGCUGAGGCAGGAGAAUUGCCACGAGCUCGGCCAAUGGAGCUUCGGCCUUCUCCAAUCCUGGGCCCGUACUUUGCACCUGCUGCACAUACUGUCGCCAUGGAGGGGGCGCAGGGCGAGCGAUUCCACACGGUCAGCCCCCUGCUGCGGAGCUGGGCGCUGUCCCAGGUGGCCGGCACCACCGUGUUCCUCAAGUGCGAGAACGUGCAGCCCAGCGGCUCCUUCAAGAUCCGCGGCAUCGGGCACUUCUGCCAGGAGAUGGCCCGGAAGGGGUGCCGACACCUGGUGUGCUCCUCAGGGGGCAACGCGGGCAUCGCUGCUGCCUACAGCGCCCGGAGGCUGGGCCUCCCAGCCACCAUCGUGCUGCCCGAGGCCACCUCCCAGCAGGUGGUGAGGAGGCUGCAGGGCGAGGGCGCCGAGGUGCAGCUGAGUGGAAAGGUCUGGGACGAGGCCAGCCUCCAGGCGCAGGAGCUGGCGCGGAGGGACGGCUGGGUGAACGUCCCCCCAUUCGACCACCCUCUGAUCUGGGAAGGCCACGCCAGCCUGGUGCAUGAGCUGCAGGCCGCCCUGGGGGCCCCGCCGGGAGCCGUGGUGCUGGCCGUGGGCGGCGGGGGGCUCCUGGCCGGGGUAGCAGCCGGCCUGCUGGAGGUGGGCUGGCAGCACGUGCCCAUCGUCGCCAUGGAGACCCGAGGGGCGCACAGUUUCCACGCGGCGCUGGAGGCGGGCAAGCCGGUCACGCUGCCGGACAUCACCAGCGUGGCCAAGAGUCUGGGAGCCAAGACGGUGACCGCGCGGGCCCUGGAGUGCGCCCAGCAGUGCCGGAUCCUGUCCCGGGUGGUGGAGGACGCGGAGGCCGUGAGCGCCGUGCAGCGGUUCCUGGAUGAUGAGCGCAUGCUGGUGGAGCCUGCCUGUGGGGCGGCCCUAGCUGCCAUCUACUCAGGCCUUCUGGGGCAGCUGCAGGCCGAGGGCUGCCUGUGCCCUUCGCUGGCUUCCGUCGUGGUCAUUGUGUGUGGAGGAAACAACAUCGACAGCCAGCAGCUGCAGGCUCUGCAGACCCAGCUGGGCCAGAGCUGAGGCCCCCCAGGUGCAUGACACCCAGUGGCAGCCCAGGAGCAUUGGGUCAGCAGAUGGCAGUGGAGCUGUGUGUACGUCUGCAUCGCCCCCUCCUGGGGAAAGCCCUGCAGCCCUGGCUAAUAAACCCUUAUGAGCAGUUGGUGA
Chinchilla lanigera (long-tailed chinchilla) is the source of this 1311-nucleotide messenger RNA. It is a transcript of the gene Sdsl, whose product is annotated as serine dehydratase-like. Gene Ontology annotation, molecular function: pyridoxal phosphate binding; L-serine ammonia-lyase activity; threonine deaminase activity. The transcript is spliced from 8 exons. The record is from RefSeq and is a predicted model, not a curated record. NCBI's taxonomy places the organism in Eukaryota, Metazoa, Chordata, Mammalia, Rodentia, Chinchillidae. Gene Ontology annotation, biological process: L-serine catabolic process; L-threonine catabolic process. The coding region runs from base 130 to 1167 and encodes 345 amino acids.